GACAAAUUCUACCCAUCGGAUUCCCAUAUACUGCAAGAACAAAUGAAGGAAAUGCAGGAAUUCUUCCAGUUGACUGUAACUGGGAAGAUAGAUGCUGAAACAAGAAAGUUAAUGGAGCAGCCUCGGUGUGGAGUCCCAGAUGUGGCAGAAUUUCGUAUAGGCCCACAAAUAUGGAACAAGAAAGCACUGACUUACAGGAUUAAUAAUUAUACUCCGGACCUGCCUAGAUUCAAAGUGGUUGAAAUCAUUCAAAAGGCAUUCAAUGUAUGGAGUGAAGUGACCCCGUUGACAUUCCACAGAGUUUAUACACCUGCAGAUAUUGAAAUUUGGUUUGCAUAUUAUGCCCAUGGUGACAGUAAAGCUUUUGAUGGAAGAGGAGGAGCUUUGGCUCAUGCUUUUUCUCCUGCAAAUGGAGGAGAUGCCCACUUUGAUGAGAGUGAGCAUUGGUCAGAAGUCAACAAAGAAAUCAACCUCUUCCUUGUUGCUGCACAUGAAUUUGGUCAUUCCUUGGGGCUGGGACAUUCAAAUGUCAAGGGUGCCUUGAUGUACCCUACCUAUUCAUAUGUGAACCCAAAGACCUUCCGUCUACCUGCAGAUGAUAAGCGAAGGAUUCAGCGCUUAUACGAUACAAAAGAACUGUCGGUGGAGGCACAGAAGCAUUCUUACAGGGCAGCUGAUCCACUGCCACAUAUCAGAGCCUCAGCAGAAGAGAUCCUGUACACAAACACCCCAAGUCACUCAUCUCACUCACAGCAGAAAUAUCUGCUUCUGGGUCAGACAGGAAUUGAUUGUGAAGUAAUGGUCUAA
Messenger RNA from Euleptes europaea (tarantolino), 807 nucleotides. RefSeq names its product matrix metalloproteinase-18-like. Gene Ontology annotation, cellular component: extracellular matrix. The record is from RefSeq and is a predicted model, not a curated record. Gene Ontology annotation, biological process: collagen catabolic process; proteolysis; extracellular matrix organization. The transcript is spliced from 5 exons. Bases 43 to 807 code for a protein of 254 amino acids. Lineage: Eukaryota; Metazoa; Chordata; Lepidosauria; Squamata; Sphaerodactylidae. Gene Ontology annotation, molecular function: zinc ion binding; metalloendopeptidase activity.